Temnothorax curvispinosus is the source of this 1050-nucleotide messenger RNA. It is a transcript of the gene Prosbeta6, whose product is annotated as proteasome subunit beta type-1. The record is from RefSeq and is a predicted model, not a curated record. Gene Ontology annotation, cellular component: proteasome core complex. Lineage: Eukaryota; Metazoa; Arthropoda; Insecta; Hymenoptera; Formicidae. The transcript is spliced from 4 exons. The coding region runs from base 127 to 840 and encodes 237 amino acids.
CCGCCGUGACUGUUUUGCCGUCCGAUGUUACGCUGCGCAGCCUGCGCUGUUGCAAGGAAACUGUAGUGUCAUUCGGUGUCAUUCGAUCUCGCGCAAUUGCAUUCGGAACACUUUAACGAACCAAGCAUGAUGGAUCUGUUGACAGAAACUGGGAAAGGACGUUUACCCGAUUACGAGGUGCAGGGAGCAAGAAAAGUGAGCUUCAGCCCGUACUCCGACAACGGAGGGAGUGUGGUGGCUCUUGCUGGGGAAGAUUUCUGCGUCAUAGCCGCGGACACGCGUCUCAGCACCGGAUUCUCCAUCUACACUCGGGAACAGGAUAAAUUGUUCCGCUUGUCGGACACCACUAUCUUGGGAUGCUCCGGCUGCUGGUGCGACACCUUGACGCUAACCCGUCUUCUAACCGCUCGCAUGCAGAUGUAUAAACAUGAACAUCAAAAGGAAAUGACGACACCAGCAGCAGCACAAAUGCUGUCGAUAAUGCUGUAUCACAAAAGAUUCUUUCCUUAUUACGUCAGUAAUAUACUUGCUGGAUUAGAUGAGAACGGGAAAGGCUGUAUAUAUAGUUAUGACCCAAUUGGGCAUUGCGAGAAAACUACAUAUAGGGCUGGUGGUUCAGCCGGCGCACUUUUGCAACCACUCCUCGAUAAUCAGAUUGGCUACAAGAACCAAGAAGGCGUUACUCCUACGCCCCUGACUCAAGAAAAAGCUGUAGCAAUCUUGAAAGACGUUUUUACUUCUGCGGCUGAGAGAGAUAUAUACACAGGUGAUGGAAUAACCAUCAAAAUUAUUACCAAGGAUGGAAUAAAAGACACCAGUUUUGCUCUGAGAAAGGACUAAUGGGGAAAAAAAGCAUUUAUAAUAUAUCUGCGCAAAUAAAGUUAUUUGAAUAUUCCGACACUGUCACUAAAUUCUUUCUCUUUCAAACAUUCUUUGAAGAAGGUAACACGGAGAGAGGGAAUCUAAUCAUUUUUUUGUAAUAGAUCUUGAAUGCACAUAUUGAAAUUGCAUACAUGAUAAUCUGAAAUAUAUAAAUACACGUAAGCGAUA